AUGGCAGGUCUUGCUGUUACAAAAGCCCAGGUGGAUGGAGGUUGUCAGAACAUGGUUGUGAUCAUAGUGGGUUUGAUCGCUGCCUUUGCUCUUGCCCCCAUGAGCGGUGUGGAUGUGCUGGUUAGCUGCCUUCUGUGUGGACAUGGCUUAGAUCACAAAGAGGACUUGAGCACCAGUACUGAUGGUGGGUCCUUGAGCUCAGUCAGCUGCAUUCAGCUUGUUGGAGGCCACUUUGACUUGGAAAUGAACUUUAUCAUCCAAGAAGGAGAAGGCAUCACCUGCAUGGUAGACUUGCUGGACAAGUGUGACGUCACCUGCCAGGCUGAGGUGUGGAGCGUGUUUACGGCAAUCUUGAAGAAAAGUAUACGCAACCUACAAGCGUGCACGGAAGUGGGGCUUGUUGAACAAGUGCUCAAGAGGAUUGAUAGAGCUGACAACAUGAUUGCAGAUCUCUUAGUGGAUAUGCUGGGUGUGUUGGCUAGCUAUAACUUGACAGUUCGAGAGCUAAAGUUAUUCUUCAGCAAGCUUCAAGGAGAAAAAGGGAGAUGGCCACCACAUGCUGGGAAGUUAUUGUCUGUGUUAAAACACAUGCCUCAGAAGUAUGGACCUGAUGCCUUCUUCAACUUUCCAGGAAAAAGUGCUGCA
This is a messenger RNA of Antrostomus carolinensis (chuck-will's-widow), 645 nucleotides long. RefSeq names its product lipopolysaccharide-responsive and beige-like anchor protein. Gene Ontology annotation, molecular function: protein kinase binding. NCBI's taxonomy places the organism in Eukaryota, Metazoa, Chordata, Aves, Caprimulgiformes, Caprimulgidae. The annotation marks the transcript as partial. Gene Ontology annotation, cellular component: cytosol; membrane. Gene Ontology annotation, biological process: intracellular protein localization. The transcript has 5 exons. The record is from RefSeq and is a predicted model, not a curated record.